Molecule: messenger RNA, 1719 nt
Organism: Megalops cyprinoides (Indo-Pacific tarpon)
Lineage: Eukaryota; Metazoa; Chordata; Actinopteri; Elopiformes; Megalopidae
Gene: tmcc2
Product: transmembrane and coiled-coil domain family 2
Exons: 5
Coding region: 318-1697 (459 amino acids)
Biological process (GO): amyloid precursor protein metabolic process
Cellular component (GO): endomembrane system
Source: RefSeq, a predicted model, not a curated record
UCCGCUUCAAGACAGCACUGGUGUGGAAGACCAGAUCAGCUUUUAUUCCAUCUGUCGGGGAGAGAAAGAGAGAGUGAGAACAAGCGAGUGAGAGAGAGAGAGGGAGAAAGGGGGAGAGCAAGGGAGCGCGAGCAAGCAGCAGACACUGCAAACAUGCUGCGUGUAAACAAUGGCACAUGAGGCUCUUUCAGACGUAAGGGAAGACAGAAGGGGGUGUUUUGGGGAGGGGGGUCUCGUGUGAUCGCGGGGGAUAUGGGAAGAAGGAUGGGUCCAGCUGACAGCCCCCAACGGCGAACGGCAGUCCGGGAUUAAACAGUAUGCUGGAUAAGGGGGAGGUGAGCACUCUGGGGCUGCCUCCCACCUCGGGCCAUGGCGGCUCUGACGGGAACAUAAGCUUGGACGCGGCCGAGGCCCCUGACCCCCAGCGGACGCGGGCGGCCGUCGACCACCUGCAGCAGAAGAUCCUGAAGGUCACGGAGCAGAUCCGUGUGGAGCAGGAGGCGCGCGACGACAACGUGGCCGAGUACCUGAAGCUGGCCCACAACGCCGACAAGCAGCAGGCCGCCCGCAUCAAGCAGGUCUUCGAGAAGAAGAACCAGAAGUCGGCCCAGAGCAUCGCCCAUCUGCACAAGAAGCUGGAGCACUACCACAAGAAGCUGAAAGAGAUCGAGCAGAAUGGUCCUGCUCGGCAGCCCAAGGAUGUCCUGAGGGACAUGCAGCAGGGGCUGAAGGACGUGGGCGCCAACGUGCGGGCGGGGAUCAGCGGCUUCGGGGGCGGGGUGGUGGAGGGGGUGAGGGGGGGCGUGUCAGCUCUCUCCCACACGGCCGUGGUCUCUAAGCCGCGCGAGUUCGCCAGCCUCAUCCGCAACAAGUUCGGCAGCGCCGACAACAUCGCCCAGCUGAAGGACACGCUGGAAGACCGGCAGCCCGAGGACGCGCCCACGCCCCGCGCCCUCAGCGGCAGCGCCACGCUCGUCUCCAGCCCCAAGUAUGGCAGCGAUGACGAUUGCUCCAGCGCCUCCUCCGGGUCGGCUGCCGGGAGCAACUCCGGGGCCGGCCUGGGCCCCGCCGCCGGCAGCCCCAAGUCCGGCGCACUGGACGGCCACCACCACCACCACAGCUCCUGGGACGCCCUGCUGGAGGCUCUGCAGGAGAUCAAGGCCAGCCAGGGCCACCUGGAGGACGCCAUCGAGGACAUGAAGGCGCAGCUGCAGAGCGACUACUCCUACAUGACCCAGUGCCUCCAGGAGGAGAGAUACAGGUACGAGCGCCUGGAGGAGCAGCUCAACGACCUGACGGAGCUGCACCAGAACGAAAUGACCAACCUGAAGCAGGAGCUGGCCAGCAUGGAGGAGAAGGUGGCCUACCAGUCGUACGAGAGAGCAAGAGACAUACAGGAGGCGGUGGAGUCGUGCCUGACGCGCAUCACCAAGCUGGAGCUGCAGCAGCAGCAGCAGCAGGUGGUGCAGCUGGAGGGGGUGGAGAACGCCAACGCCCGCGCUUUGCUGGGCAAGUUCAUCAACAUCAUCCUCACCCUCAUGGCCGUGCUGCUGGUGUUCGUGUCCACGGUGGCCAGCUUCAUCACGCCGCUGAUGAAGACGAGGGCGCGGGUGGGGUCCACCGUGCUCCUGGUGCUCCUGCUGGUCUCCCUCUGGAAGCACUGGGACUUCCUGGAGCGGUGGCUGCGGCCUGGGUGAGCGCGGAGGAGGGGCCUCCCCC